AUGAUUGCCUUCCUGGACACCGCUUUCAACUUAUCGAGCGACGCUAGUUGCAUUGUUAAUAGACUCAAUUCUGUGCUCAAUAAUGGCAAUGAAAUGUCGCUGGUUUCACUGUUUGUAUCCAAUACUCGACUCAAUUGCACAAUACGUCGUUUUACGCGCUCAUUGUGUUCCAUAGAGGUGGGGCUUGAGUCGGAAAAUGCUAAUAUUUUGUUCACUUGGGUCUUUAAAAUGUCAACCAGACGGUCCAACAGCACCUUUAAUUGGUCGUAUGUGUACCCAGAAUCGUCAAAUUUGGCUGAAUCGUUGCCUGCAAGGUAUUUUUCAUUCCUGGCUAUCGUUGUGCUCGCAAUCAUCUCGGUUUCGUCUGAGGAAAGUGUGAGUCCAGCCGGUUGCACCAGACCAUUUUCCGUACUAAACGCAAGUAUUCCACCCCCGGUCUGCAGUAACUGCUCUGGAUCAACCAAGAGAAUGGCUGGAGACGUUUCCUCGCCAUAA
Meyerozyma guilliermondii ATCC 6260 is the source of this 495-nucleotide messenger RNA. RefSeq lists its product as uncharacterized. Bases 1 to 495 code for a protein of 164 amino acids. The transcript has a single exon. Lineage: Eukaryota; Fungi; Ascomycota; Pichiomycetes; Serinales; Debaryomycetaceae. The record is from RefSeq and is a predicted model, not a curated record.